ACUGCAGCUCGUAGGCCUGUUCAGGACGCGGGAACAGAAACUGGCGAUCCAAAGUGCGAGCAAACUCAGGACACAGCAAUAUGGUCAAGAAUCCGGGGAACAGCAAUAUGGCCCCGGCGAGUCUCACAGGACUGCCUCUCGAGUUGCUCGUACAUCUCAUUGCGACAUAUCUUCCUACGAAGGACUUCGGCGCCCUUCGCCUUUCGAACAAGUACCUUGAGAGAGUGCUGUUUGACACGUUUGCGAAAGAAUUCUUUACGAAGAAGCAGUUCAUGCUGAGCACCGCAAGCUUACAGACGCUCGUCAGUAUCUCUAGACAUGGCGCCUUCAACAAAACCUUGCGAUAUGUAAUCAUCGGACUGGAGUCCUUUGAUACUACCGACUUGUCAUCGCUCUUUUCUACUAUGAGCCCCGCCCAGUACAAUGCCUUUCAAAAAGGUUCCGCCGACCAAUUUGCUCUGAGUAGCUCUGGUCGUGACCGGGCUCUGCUCACAGAGGCAUUCCGUAAUUUGCAGAACCUUGAUACGGUGGGCAUCCGCGAUUACGAGGCUUCCGGACGUGUGCGUGAUGACGACCGGUGGAGGAGUUACGGCGCGCCUUCGAUAUCACAGGAGAUUGGGUUCAACCUUCACACGGGCUCUGCUACAUUUGCAUCUCAGGCAUUCUUGUUGCUCAUGCAGGCACUUGUUGAUGCUGACCAUCCAGUCUCUGCCAUUGAGACCAUUUUGCGGACACGGAACGCCGGACACAUCGCCGGACUGAAAGACAGCGCUUUCUUUCUUGGGUCCCCAAACCCCAAGAUGGACGUGGUGCUCGGCGGACUGCGACAAUUGCUACUCACACUCAAUCCCUCCGACGGACUCCGCGACUCUCGUUUAGACGCAGAACUUCACUCUACGUGUCUGGAAUUAUUCCUUCUUCGUUGCUCUUUCCUUGAGCAUCUUCGGAUGAAUUUCUACAAACCACUCCAAUACUCGCCAUCCUGGGUGCUGGAACGGCUAUGCAAAACGCCUGAUCUUUUGCCUGUUAUUCGGCGUCUCGACUUGGGCAUGCUGACCAUCAUGCCUGAUGUGCUGAUCAAAGUUAUCUCUAAAUUCGCGGCAACUCUGCGGCAUGUGAGCCUAUGGAAGGUUGAACUACAAUGGGAUGAUGCCACUCAGUGGAAAGACUUCGACGACCGUUAUGAUCCAUGGCCACGCGUGCUCAAGGAUCUCGCUAUGACAAUGAGUCUCACCAAUAUAAGCCUGGGAUGUCUCUCUCAAAGAGACAGAACAGACUACAUUGGCUAUUUCGAAGUUAAGUUCUCGGGUGGCAAGAUAGCGCAGGCCUAUUCUGGAGACAAGCGAGUCUGGAUGCCGCUGCUUCUCGAUCAACUAGUGGUCGAGAGGCCGAAACCUCCAAGCGAUCUAAGCGAUCUUGAUGAAGAUGCAGAUGAAGAUGAAGAGUGACGGGUGGUUGGGUCCAAAUUGGAGAGCUUUGCACCGGCUGGGGCACCUGGGGCGACAGUUCUCGUUGCACGACUCUCUAGCGAGCUCAAGGGAUGAAUACGACAUGUUUGGAGUAUCCGGCACCGUUCACAUCUAAUUUAUAAUCGGCGUAACCAACUUCUAACAAUGUUCUCCGCGGAAGAUGACGCAUCUGUUCUUGUAUCGCCCCAUCCUAGAGCUUUUAUCUCUACGUCAGCGAGCACGACCCUUGAUAGCUUUGUAUGCAUAUAGAGGUCCCGUAGUCGAAGCAUCCC
Paraphaeosphaeria sporulosa is the source of this 1741-nucleotide messenger RNA. RefSeq lists its product as uncharacterized. The coding region runs from base 108 to 1448 and encodes 446 amino acids. The transcript has 3 exons. The record is from RefSeq and is a predicted model, not a curated record. Lineage: Eukaryota; Fungi; Ascomycota; Dothideomycetes; Pleosporales; Didymosphaeriaceae.